Molecule: messenger RNA, 2295 nt
Organism: Naegleria lovaniensis
Lineage: Eukaryota; Heterolobosea; Eutetramitea; Acrasida; Naegleriidae
Exons: 3
Coding region: 1-2295 (764 amino acids)
Source: RefSeq, a predicted model, not a curated record
AUGUCAUCCUUUCUCUCAACUCUCAUAUUCGGUAGUGGAUCUCAAUCAUCACAACCACAAAACAUUCCUCAGCAUCAACAACUCUCUCGAAACCGAAGUCAAAGUGGAGCGUCUUCUCCACUCUCAUCCACUCCUCCCUCCUUCACGACCAUCAUGCUAGCCUCAUCACCUGUAAAAUCCGCCAUGAUGAUGAAUAUUCAUUUCCCUCCAAAUCCAUCCAACACAACUGUUAGCAGUAGUAGUAGUAGUGGUAGUACUGGUGGUAUUGGUACUGGUAGUAGUAUUCAAAAUUCAAACACAGCAUUAGCCUCUUCUACCACCACCCCUUCAACCACCACUUCUACCACCACUACACCCUCUUCUCCUGUAAGAAGCUCCACUCUCAUUCUAACCUUCUCUCCACCACUCUCUAAUAAACAAUGGAUUGGUCGAGAAGUUGAACUCUCUCAAUACAUUUUCAAACUCUCUCAUAAUCCUCUCUCAUUCCGAAUGGAUGAUCAUUUCAUUCAAGAAAUGGAAAUGCAACGACAUGAACGAAGUGGACUCAUUCAUCCACAACAUCCCUAUCAUUUUGAUCAAUAUUAUUCAUUAUCACAAGUGAAUACAUUGAGAAUGUAUGAUUCUCAUCUCAAUUCCAUGUAUUCCAUUCUUGUUCCAAAAUAUGUAGAUGAUAUUACUUUUUGGAAGAGUUACUUUUAUUGUGUUCAUCGAAUUCUCUACACGGAUUGUAUUGAAGAGUUAGAUGAAGAGAUUUGUGAAUUAUAUAAUAAGAGAAGAAGACAACAAAUAGAGAGAGAACUUGAAUUACAAGAAUAUUGUAAUGCUAUUGAAAGUGAUUGUAAAUUUAUUUUAAAUUUAAUUGAAAUUGAAAAUGUAAAUGUAAAUAGAAUGUUGAAAAAGGAACAAGAAUUGGCUAAUCGAGUCAUUGAAGAAAUUGAAGAAGGAAGAAAAGAUGGUAAUGAACAUGUUGUGAAUGAUGAUAUUUCGACUCGUAGUGUGUCAUUGAAUAUUCAACAAGAAGAAUCCAAUACGAGUUCUUUUCAACAAGAAGAAUCCAAUGGCCAUGUGGUAGAAGAAUCAAGUCAUCAGCCUUCUCAAGUUGAAAGUACAGAGAGUAGUAAUAGUUCAACGAAUACUAAUACUACUACUACUGAGGGUAAUCAUUCUACUAUGAAUACUACUAUUGUUGACACUAGUGCUACUACUACUGCUAUUAUUGACACCAAUACUACUACUACUACUGCUAUUGACACCAAUACUACUACUACUACUAUUAACACUAGUACUACCACUCAUUCACAAUCUUCACCUUCCACAGAAGAAAAAACAAAUCAUCAAAAAAUUGAAGAGAAAAUUCGAGAAGUCAUUGAAAUCAAAAAGAAACUAUCUCUUUUAUCCAGUGAAAUCAUUACCAAUGAAACAUUGAUUGAAAGAAUUGCACAAUGUAAUCAUUGUUUCAUGACUGCAUUUACAGAAUAUACAAAAUAUAAGGAUUUGUUAAAAGAAUUACCAGAUUCACAUCCAUUGUAUGGAACAAGUGUUGGAGGAAAAUUGAAUUCUUGUUCUCAUUCUUCAUUCUCACCUUUAUUGUUAAAUACAAAUAGAACUCAUCCAAUUACAACUGAAUUUCAGAGAAAAAAGAUGGUAUCCAUAUUACCUGCUAGAUUUCAUUUGAGUAAUUGGAUGUUAUUGUAUAGCACUUUGGAGCAUGGAACUUCAUUAAGAACUUUAUAUAGAAAUACUCGACAUGCUGAAGAAUCGAUUUUAAUUAUCAAGACUAUGGAUGGACAAGUAUUGGGUGCUUUUAAUCCAGUAGCAUUGAAUGAAUUUGGAAAUAAGUAUUAUGGAAGUGGUGAGAUUUUACUCUUUUCUUUCAAAAAUAAUACCACUUUGAAAGUGUUUCGAUGGUCGAAAUUGAAUGAAUUCUUUUUGAGAUCAAAUGAUUACAUGAUUUGUUAUGGUGGUGAUGAAGUUGGAAGAUCAGCUCUCAUGAUUCAUGAAGAUUUGACUUCAGGAAGCACAAAUAUUUGUUUGACUUUUGAUAACAUGGAAGAGGGAGGGUUGUUGGAAAAGGUGGACAAGGAUACGAAUCAUAACACCACAGCUGGUACCAUCUCAGAAUCAAAACCACCAGGUAUGGUUCGAUCACAAUCCAUUACAACAUUUAGCACUGAAGUUGAGUUUGAAAUUUAUGCUUUGGAAGUUUGGGGUUUUGAAGAUCAUACCAAGAAACCACUACCAAAAAAAGUCACCUCAGCUGCCAAAUCCUCAUUCAUUGACUAUGCUCAAUAUUAA